AUGCAAUUAUAAGGGAGCAGGCGAUGCACUUCAAGUUGAUUUGCUCAAUAAUCCCGAGCAAGUGGCUACCAAUCAAGCACUCGCAUGGAAAGUAGGCGUGUGGUUUUAUACGGACAAACAAAUGAGUGCGCCAUGUCAAGCCGGUGAUUUUGCUGCAUCGACUCGCAUUAUCAAUAGUGGAGAAUGUGGUGGUGGUGCGCUAUCGGAUCGACAAGCACAACGUGUUGAAAAGUACAAGAAAAUUCGUGGCUGCUUUGGCCUUGGGGAACCAUCGACAAAUCCCACGUGUUAA
Didymodactylos carnosus is the source of this 292-nucleotide messenger RNA. The record is from the annotation of a GenBank genome assembly. NCBI's taxonomy places the organism in Eukaryota, Metazoa, Rotifera, Eurotatoria, Philodinida, Philodinidae.